Messenger RNA from Miscanthus lutarioriparius, 2361 nucleotides. The record is from the annotation of a GenBank genome assembly. NCBI's taxonomy places the organism in Eukaryota, Viridiplantae, Streptophyta, Magnoliopsida, Poales, Poaceae.
AUGGCGCCGCCGGCCAGCACCGACGAGCCCGCGCGCCACAAGAAGGCCAAGAAAUCCAAGCUCGACAACGAAGAGAAGAAGCACAAGAAGAGGGACAAGGCGCGCGCCGCCACAGAGGGCGCCCCGGUCCCCGACGCCGCCGAGCGCAAGAAGCGCAAGCACAAGGACGAGCGCGAGGAGAAGCGGGACGGCAAGAAGUCCAAGAAGGAGCGGAAGCCCGAGGGAAAGGGAGCGGAAGCCGAGGCCGCCGAUGGGAGGGACGAGAAGAUGAGGCGGGCGAUGGAGGACGAGCGGUUCGCGGCGGCGCGGACGGACCCGCGGUUCUGGCCGAUGCGGAGGAAGGAGGCCAAGGUGGCGCUGGACUCGAGGUUCAGCAGCAUGAUGACGGACCCGAGGUUCGCCUCGUCGGCCGCGCCCGUGGACAAGCGCGGGAGGCGCCGCAAGAAGCGCGAGAACCCUAUGCUGGAGUACUACCUCAACCAAGAGGACUUGGAGGAGGAAGGGAAAGGGAAAGGGAAAGGGAAAGGGAGGGGGAAGAAGGAGAAACCGGAGCUUGUUGAAGAGGAGGAGGAGGAAGAUGAAGAGGACGUAGAGGAGCAGGAGGAAGAGGAGAGCUCUAGCAGCGAUGACGACGAAGAUGAAGACUUGGAUGACGACGACGAGUGCUCUGUUGGCAGUGACAUUGCUCAUUACUUAAUGGGAAGGCAUGAUGAUACACCUAUGAUUGACAAGGAAACUCACAGGCUUGCUGUUGUUAAUAUGGACUGGGAUCAUAUUAAGGCAGUUGACCUGUAUAUGGUGAUGACUUCUUGCCUCCCAAAGGGUGGCCGAGUUUUGUCGGUCUCAAUCUAUCCAUCAGAAUUUGGACUGAAGUGCAUGGAAAUUGAGUCAACACAGGGCCCAGCUGCUCUGGUCAAUGCCAAUGUUGAUAAAAAAGACAGUGAUGAAGAUGAGGAUGCCAAGGAUGAUGAUGAAGAGAACACUGACGAUGAUGUUGUUGAUGAUGAUGAAGAAGAAGAAGAGGAAGUUGACUCCGACAAAGAGAACAACAAGCUGCGUGCUUAUGAGCUAAACAGACUCAGGUAUUACUAUGCAGUUGUGGUGUGUGAUUCCAGCGCAACAGCAAAUCACCUGUACAUGACUCUUGAUGGGACCGAGUUCUUGAAAACAGCAAAUGUGUUUGAUUUGCAGUUCAUUCCUGACUCUAGGGAGUUCAAACACCCUGCUCGAGACGUCGCUACAGAGGCACCUCCGAAUUACAAGGAACCUGAUUUCGAGACUCGUGCUUUGCAACAUAGCAGAGUUAAGCUCACCUGGGAUGAUGAUGAACCUGAACGUAAGAAAGUCUUGAGGCGAAAGUUCACUGAUGAUCAGCUAGAUGAGCUUGACAUGUAUUUAGCAAGUGAUGGCAGUGCGUCAGAUGAUGAAGGUGUAGACAAUUCUGAGGACGAAUCUCUACCAAAUGGGGGAUCCAAACGGAAGCUAACAAAAGAGGAGAGGUUGGCUCUUCUGCUGCAAGGUGACAAAUCUGAUGAGGAGCAAAGUGAUGGCCAGGAUAUGGAGAUUACAUUCAACACAGAGCUUGAGGAUCUUAGUAAACGUAUCCUAGAGAGAAAGAACAAUGAGGAGAAGACCGUCUGGGAGAAGCACCAAGAGAAAAUGAAAGAGAAAAGGAAGGCUAGGAAGAGGGGAGUAAAGGAUGAAGACGAUGAUGACGACUACAGCAGUGAAGAUGAGCGUGAGAAUGAUGAUGAUUUCUUUGCAGAUGAACAGUCUGAUGAAGAACCUAAGCCAAGCAAAAGCAAGAAACACAAGGCAAAGGCAAAGGACAAAGCAAAGAGGAAAGGAAAGGAUGAAACCACAGAGGAGCAUUUGGAACAAGAAGCAACCAAAGAAGAGUUGGAGCUCUUGGUUGCUGGUGAUCAGGACACCGCCAAUGGUGCAAAGGGUUAUAACCUGAAGCGUAAAAAGGGUAAAAAGGGCAAGAAGAGCAAAGAGGAAUCUGCUGAGGACAAACUUCCUGAUAUUGAUCUUAGCAAGGAUGAGAGGUUCUCACCAAUGUUUACGUCUCACUUGUUCGCAUUGGAUCCUACUGAUCCCCAGUACAAGAGGAGUGCGGCCUUCAUGCGAAAGCAAGCUGGGAAGCCAGGGCCACAUGGAGGCAAAUCAGGCAGGGAACCUCCUUUGGAGGGUUCGUCUCUGGGAGGUACAGUACCACCUGACGAUGCUGCUACUAACAAUGAUGAUCAGAAACCUGAUGGUUCAGCCACAGAGAAGCUGCAAAUUUUGUCUGCUGUCAAGUCUCUCAAGAGGAACCUUGGUGCUUUCAAAAACUCCAAUACAGCUGGAGCUGACCGAUAA